Salvia splendens (bonfire salvia) is the source of this 1957-nucleotide messenger RNA. RefSeq lists its product as uncharacterized. Gene Ontology annotation, cellular component: spindle; nuclear microtubule. The record is from RefSeq and is a predicted model, not a curated record. Gene Ontology annotation, biological process: regulation of mitotic spindle organization; activation of protein kinase activity; mitotic spindle assembly. The transcript is spliced from 12 exons. Gene Ontology annotation, molecular function: protein kinase activator activity; microtubule binding. Bases 175 to 1242 code for a protein of 355 amino acids. Lineage: Eukaryota; Viridiplantae; Streptophyta; Magnoliopsida; Lamiales; Lamiaceae.
AAGAUCGCAUUGUCAUCAAAACAGCUCAAUCAAUUUCAAACAAAUUCAUCCGCUCCUCCUCUCAUCCCUCCUCGAAAUCUCUGCUCUGCUGCGUUUGCUUUCCCUGAGGAGCAGGAGUCAGCGAUUUCCUCUACCAACACCCACCAUGGAACAAUAGGCGCCUUUUUUUCACAAAUGGGGGAUUUUGUUGAUGACUGUCACAUCGAGAUUGACCAUGCGUACGAGUUCGACGCCUCUCAGUUCUUCGAUUUCACCAGGCCUGAGGUUGAUUCCGAUAUUCAGGAGCUUGAGCGCUGGUUCCAAAUUUCCGGAGAUUAUCCCAAUUCUCCUUUUAUCGUGGAAUUGAAUAUAGGCAAAAUACUGCCUGUGACCAGCUCUUGUAAAUCAUCAAAACCUAAAAAAGGAUGCAGCAGUUCGGAUACUGAUAGCAGGCAUGGGCUUCCCCCUUCUAAAAAGAAUGCCAAAGUAAAAGGCCAUCUUGCGGUUGAGGAUGCAGCAAAGCCGAAACCCAAGGCUUCUAAUAAUUUAUCUCAAACGCGGAGUGCAAACUUUAUGGAACCUACAGCUAGUCAUUUGGCAAAGAAAAAUGCAGUACUGCAUUACAAGCAACAAUCCAGCCACCAUUUCACAAGGUUCCAGAGAAUUGGGACCAUGCAGGACGAGAAAAUAAGUUUCAUUGGAUAUCAAAAUCAUGCAACGAAGCGACAAAAGCUUGAGACAGGGUUCUUGGACAAGGAUAAUGUUCCAAGAGAACCAGAGCAGGGAAUACUGCUCAGAUCACAAAGUCAAAGGUCCAAGAACAGUUCUGCUUCGAGCACAACUGACAGCCAGGAAAGCAAGGGUCCCUUUAAAGCUCAAAAUCAUUCACACAGAAAAAUUUUGCAGUCUCGUUCGUUACCCCAACUAAGAAAGAGCAAGACACCACUUACAGAGUUUCAAGAAUUUAACUUCAAAACUAGGGAGAGGGCCAAUCACCAUUCAUCAGCUAAGGAAAACACAUCAAAACUCCUGGAAAGUCCUCUCACAGAGGAGUUCAACAAGCUCUCUCUGGGACCAAAGUCGAAGAGAACGUGUCAGUCAGACAGUUCGUCCUGGGCCAGCUCCAGGACAAGUUCCACAUUCUCGGGUACGAGUCGAAGUAGCCAUGGUUCUAUUCAUCCAGGGUUGUGGAGAUGUCAGAAGAGACCUAAUCAUCAUUGUGGAGCUCGUGCAAUGCCUCAUCAACCCAAAAUCACUAGGUAACUGUCUUACUUAAUAAAUUAAAUUGUGUUGCCUUUUGUAAAAAUAUGAUCACCUUCAAAAUAUACAAAAGCCUGACUUCUCAAUAUACUUUUUUCCAAAAAUAACCGAAUGCCGAUUCUUCCACUGUAUCUAUCGUUUGGCGCGCUCAAGUUCCCCAUGCAAAUCUAAUUUUAAAAUUGGAAAUGGUACAACAUUUACAUGUAGGACUACCAGUUGCUAAUUAUAAAUAUAAAACAAACAAAAAAACUGUGUUAUUUAGCUCAUCUUUUGAAAAAAUAUAGCACUUGUUUUGGAUAUCUUUUGAAGAUCACAAUAUUUUUGUAAAAAAUACCAAAAUUCAGGCCAUAAGUUGAGAUAAAUAAAUAUGAUUUGAAAUGAACUAUUUCGAAUUUCAUGCCCUCUCUGGGUGACUUUCGGCCUUAAUCCGCAAGCCCGGUCGAGCAGGAUUAGUCGGAUUUCGCCAAAAGGCGGAUUCGGUACACCUGUGGUUAAACCAAAAAAAAUACCCCUAAUUGGUAUCUAAUAAGUAUAAUAGACGCAUUUUCUAUUUUUUUGUUUUUUGUUGUAAUUUCAGUUGUAUUCUACUCUGUUAUCAUUAUUAAUUUAUUUCGGUCUUUAAUUCUAAUUUGAUCGGUAUCAUAUUUGUGAUUCAGACUUCACUCGAUAUUUAAGUCAAUGUUAUUAUGGACAAUUUAUUUUUUUAACUUGAAUGUUA